GAGGACAGACAGCGUGCGCGUCCCUCCAACAGACAGAGGUGAAAGGAAAGUGGGAAUGAGAGACAGACGAGAGGGUAGAAGAGGAGCACAAUGAAGGAGUGCCAUUAUCCAUCCUGGCAGCACUGCCAUCACACCAUCUGCUGAGAGGGAGAGACAGAGGAGGGCAGUAAAGAGAAGAGGAGGCAGCCAAACGGAGGAUAGAUGGAGAGGAGCUGCCGGCAGUGACUUUGUGAAUUAAUCGAGCGGAUCAGAGGAGAAACACGUUUUCCAGGGAGUGGACGGACGGAGAGCCAGAAAGAGGAAGGAGAGGACAGAAGACCGGACAGUCUGAGGCUGUUUACAAAUUAAUGUGGUUCUCAUGUAAAAAAGAAGCUUUAGAUGAAUCACCAUGGAUGAUCAACUGUAUGCUUUUUAAACCAAAAAAGGGAACUAUUUAUUUAGCCAUUCACAAAAAAAACUCUUAGAGAAAUUGAUCAGACUCACUUUAUCCAAAACUAUUUGAAUGACUUUUCUGUUUGUCUUUUUAAACAUAGACUCUUUGUGACAUGACUUUCUAUUCUCUAUGAGCAUUCUCUGCAGGACGUUAUACAAUCACUAUCUUUGUUAGCUGCUGCUGAGAAUAUUCAGGGUUUUAUGCAACUUUUCUAAACAUCAGUGUUGUCUUUUAGAAGUAAGUGGUUUGUGUGGCUGUUGUUGUUUAUACUGUAAUUAGGAAAGUGCUAAUUGUUCUUUUGAUAUAACAGUUUUGCAUGCCAUAGUCGGAAUCAGUGCAUGCAGCCGACAUGGGAUGUCAACAUUGAUUGGGUUUUAUGGCUGGCGCGACGCCGGUCAAACUUUGAUCAUUUCCUGUAACCUAUUGAUCUCUCUCUGAGUCUUUAGUUGUUCCAGCUGUUGGAAAACAAGCUCCAUGUGCAGCCUUUGAUGCAGCAGCUAAUUGCUGUCAUGUGAUUUGACAAAGCAGUUAUCUCUUUGUCCGAAGAUUUCUGCGGUUGUCGGGACUUCUCCGUAAAUUUCCUCCGCAGGCAUCUCUUUUUAAUGUCUGUUGCCAUAGCAACGGGCAGCAGCUGCAGACAGAAUAAGAUUUAAAGUAGUUUUUUGUGUCUUGUAUUUUAAAACCGGUGCUGUUCCCUUAGGAUAACUGUGUAUGUUGUGUAGAUAAGAAAAACUAAGGUUUUUUUGAGACUUUCUUUCUCAGAAUGUUUUCUCUUUACUAGACAUCCUUUGUCUAUUCGGAGCGCAGCAGUCUCCGAGAAUCAGGGUUGUUUCAGGUCACCUGUUUCCCCCCUCCCCAUUCUGUGCUUUAGUCUAGUGUGAAUCGGCGCUGCCCCGCUUGUCCUGAUCUCACCUUUAUCGGCAACUACAAUUUUCAUCAGUGAAGCUGCCAAUAUCAGGAAUGACUGCAUAAAUGAGAUUAUCGUGCAGUGUCACUUGUACAUGUCACUCAGUGCAGCUGCUGUGCCACUAAUCACUGAUCAUUAGUACUGUCUUUGUGACGGUCUGUGUGUAGGUGAGUCAGGAUUUAUCCUCCUGCAGAGGGUCAUUUCCCCUGCAGUCACCUGACCUACAUUGUGUUCUGUGCACUUAAACAAUUCGGGCAGGGCAUUGAAACUCUCAGCAUCCCUGUGUUGAUUUUCCUCUUGUGUGUCCAUUUAGGAUCUUUUGCCUUUUUAAGAACUAAUUCCCUCUCAAGACUAAUUUCUGUUUGAAUUAGGUGUGUGACAGACGGUGUUGUUUGUUGUGCCUGCUUUUUGAUUGUCCAAAUACAGGGUGUCUUUCCCAUCAUCCCACCCUGUCUGGCAGUGCGUUAGUGUGACUAACCUCCAUGGUGCUUUUUGGCCAGGACCAGAUGGAUGACUAGCUAGAAUUACUAGACAAUCCCUCUGUGGUGCUAGACUGGUGUGGGCGACUGUUCCAUUACCAUGCAUUCAGCGCCCACUACAAGCUGGUGCGUAGUUCUUUGAACACAGUUAACUUCGGAAAUGUUAGUGUGUGGAAAAGUCAACCUCCUCACUUGGCAUCACUGAAACUUCGGUGGCAGAUUCACAGAGUUGUGUAAGUGGUGUAGGCAAGGUGGUGUAAAUCUUGCUCUCCUUUCAGGGAGUAAAGGUCAAUAGAUUUUAAAUAUAACAGGUGCGUAAACAGCACUGAGGUGUAGGCCAGCCAGCUUUCUGCCGGACUGCCUUACCUUCUACUGAGGUCAAACUGCUGCACAUGGUUUAGUUAGUUGGACUCUGCAAGAGACUGUUACUGUAAACAGACUGUUGUUUGCCUUCUAGGUUGGACUAUGCAGAAUAAGGGAUGUUAUGCAGCGUCUGUACAGUAGUGUGAACUAGAACUGAGAGCCAACCGGCUGCUUGAUAAGCCCUGCCUUAGAUAAGGUUCCAGAGUAUAACAUGUGGCUUGUUAAUAUCAUAUAGGGCUGAGUCAAAGCUCUUCUCUCAGGAAACUGACUACAAUCUGGGCUUGUUGUUUUAAACCACGCAGUAACCAAGUAAUAGGGUGAGAAGAGAGCUGCAAAUAAAAACUCAACAUACCAACAGUUUUAUUUGAGCCUCUCCAGCUUGGUGAGUUCAACUCCCAGGAGAAUCCAGCACCAUUCAGGGAAUGCUGGGUUGAGGGCUCAAACCGGACAAUUCAGGUCUCAUUACCAUCACAAGCCCACCGGUAGUCAUCAUCAGCCAAUGACCUACAUUCUCUGGUGUUACAUCACCACCGUGCUACUGCAGAGUGUGUCACUGUACCAGACACAGACAACAUCUCAGAGUCAGUUUACCACUAACUAAUGGUGCUCUAGAAAAAAAAACAUCCUUACAGAGUUGGCCAGUUUUGGAAACACACUUGAACCAAGGCCACUUGUUUUAGCCAUAUCAGGAACUUGAGUCAGGAACGGGCCAAACUCUAACGGCCCAGUCUUAUACUCGCUUCUUUUCUGUUUUCUACUUGUCUAAAUAGGUGACCGUGCCUGGCCUCUAGAUCCUUAAUAUUAAAGUUGGCGAGGCGGAAAGACAGGGCUCACCAUUAAUAUAUUAUACAGGGGACUGUUAACCAGACAGCCUGGAGAACGGGAGAGCAUACGAGGGAGGGGGUGAGGGGGAGCGAGAGAUCAUCUGGAAGAGGAGAGAGGAAGUGGUGGUGAGGGAGAGGGCGGAGGCGUUGGAGAGGCAGAGACUGGCAGAGUACAUUGUGUGGAGGAAGAGAGAGGGCUUCCAGGAGAAGAGAGACAGGGAGAAGGGAGGAAAGUGUGCAGAGAAAGAGAACGGGGCAGGGCCAGAAGUUAUCUGGAAGAGGAGAGGAGAAGAAGAAGAAGACGCAGGGAGGGAGAGAGCCAGGGCCAUUCAGAGAGGACAUGAUAUCAUUUGGAGGAAGAAAGAGAGGGAGUAAAACAGGAACGCGUGGUAAGAUUUGAGAUUACGAUGCACUCGAAAGUGUUAAAGAAAGCGUGCUGCGUUGGAUGCUAGCCAUACAUCAGUAAGCCUCUCUCUUCUUUAGCAGCUUAAUUCAGCUCCGCAGGUGCUCACUGUAGUAUCGAAAAACAAUUGGAGCUGUCUAUUGUGUGUGUUGCUGGAGUGUUCAUGCGCGCAAGCCCCUUGUGAUCCCCUCGUUGGCUGCUAAUAGGAUUUUUAUACGCAUGUGUCAAGCAGGAUAGAGCUGCCAAAAGGCUUCACACUUCCACGAAUGUACACACCACAACACACACACAGAUAAUCUUAAGAAGCAUUGUGGGCAGGGAAGAUUUAUACAGCCUCACACACGUGUCAACACAUCACAUAUGAGACCGCACCCCUCAGUGCAAAGACACAUGGGAGGGGGCGUUGAGAGACAAUCACUUGUGUUGAUUCUCCAUGGUGAAGCCGACAGCUGGAUGACAGGCCCUCACUGAGAGGCUAUUAAGUCCGGUCAAGAUACUCACAGAUAUUGUUUUACAUUGUGGCAAAAACUCCAAGACGAACACUUUGUGGAGAGCUAAGACUGUCGUCCUCAGUCCCUGGGAACACAUGAACCUUGAUGCAGAUUUAAAAGUGAACUGAUGACAACAUGAUAUGCACUGGUGCAGAAGAAAUAAACUUUUUUCAUCGGCUUCUUCCAUUAACUGGGACAUCCAACUUUUCUUCCUCUCAUUCUCCUUUCAUCGUGGGUACAGCUGUUUUUAAAGCAGCUGGGUUUCAGCCGCCUGGUAACGAGUGGAGGACAGAAAACCAGACAGAUGGGUGCUGCUCUUAUGCUGACAGAGACAUACAGAUGGCUGUGUGUCCUUAUAGAGAAACACAUUGAAUACUGAGACAUAACGACUUUGAUUGAAUCACUAGAGACUGUGUGGAUUUAAAGACUGACACUGCAGAUUCACUAUGGAGCUCGUCCCAAAAACCAAGUACACCCACUUUCGGAGUGAAUCGCUGAGCUCAACUGAUGAAACAAACUCCAAUCCAUCAUCGUUCCCUCCAUCCAGUCCUGCCACCCCGCUCACUCCCUCCCCUGGUUUACCUUCCUCUUUCUCCUCCUCGUCUCUCACUCCCAUCUUGCCCCCUUCCUCUCCCCGCCAGGCUGAGAACAGCCCCACCACCCUCUGCUCCUUCUUCCCCAGAUUGGGAUCCCUCCGCCUGGGUGUCUCUGCCACUCUUCUCCCUGGACUCAAGGCCUCGAGAGGGCUGCAGCUGCCCCAUGCGCCUGUUGAGUCCUCUGGGGACGACAGGAGUAACUCCAGCUCCUCCCCUAUUUUUCAUCACCUAAUUCCCCCUUUAACCGCUCCUUCUCCCCCUCCCCGACCUCCUCUGCAGGACAUGAACCGGCUGGGAGGGGCGUCCAGGAGGGCACGCGUGGAAGGAGGGCAGCUGGGAGGAGACGAGUGGACGCGCCAUGGCUCCUUUGUCAACAAGCCCACCCGCGGCUGGCUGCACUCCGACAGUGUGGUCACCACCGCCGGUGUUUCCUACAGUGUCCGGUACAUGGGCUGCGUGGAAGUGCUACAGUCGAUGCGAGCGCUGGACUUCAACACCAGAACUCAGGUCACCAGGGAGGCAAUCUCCGUGGUGUGCGAGGCCGUUCCCGGAGCCAAAGGAGCCCAGCGCCGGAGAAAGCCAUCUUCUCGCUGUAUGACAUCCAUCCUGGGGAAGAGUAACCUGCAAUUUGCCGGCAUGACAAUCACCCUCACCAUCUCCACCAGCAGCCUCAACCUUCUGGCCGCUGACUGCAAACAGAUAAUCGCCAACCAUCAUAUGCAGUCCAUCUCCUUCGCCUCUGGAGGAGACCCAGAUACGGCUGAGUACGUAGCAUAUGUGGCCAAAGACCCAGUCAACCAGAGAGCUUGUCAUAUCCUGGAGUGCUCAGAGGGUUUAGCCCAGGAAGUCAUCAGCACCAUUGGCCAGGCCUUUGAACUGCGUUUCAAACAGUACCUAAAGAACCCUCCCAAACUGGUCACACCUCACGACAGAAUGGCUCCGUUUGACGGCUCUGCGUGGGAGGAAGAAGAUGAAGAGGCUGCUCAGCCUCCUGACGUCCCUUACUAUAAUAAUUUCCCUGGAAAACAGCCUCCCCCUGGUGGACUGGUUGACAUGAGGACCCGCCCGGGUGCCACGCUGCCGUAUGGACAGCCAGGCCAGAAUGACAUCCACAAGCAGCCUCUGCCGCCUCUACCAGUGGGUGCCAAAGAAGGGGGACGAGAACUGUUCGAUGACCCUUCAUACGUCAACGUUGACAAACCCCGUCUCCCAGUUGCAGCCAAUGGAAAUGCUCACAGAGAUGCUUUUGACAUGAAGCCAUUUGACGAUGCCCUGGGAGUCUCUGGACAUGGUGGUCCAAACUCGGUGUCAGCGGCACCCCCUCUGGUGGAGCAGCUGCAGUGCGAGUCCUGGUUCCACGGUAGCUUGAGUCGCAGGGAGGCAGAGAGGCUUCUGACCCGCGAUGGAGACUUCCUCGUGCGAGAGUCUGGAACCACGCCUGGACAGUAUGUCCUCACGGGACAGCAGGGGGGUCAGCCCAAACACCUGCUACUAGUCGACCCAGAAGGAGUGGUCCGCACAAAAGACCAUCGGUUUGAAAGUGUGAGUCACCUGAUCAGUUACCACAUGGACAACAGACUCCCCAUCGUAUCUGCUGGUAGCGAAGUGUGUCUGCAACAGCCAGUAGAGCGCAGAGCCUAACGUUACACAAACCAAUACAAUACUCCACCAAAUGCACACACUCCUGAAGCAAUUCAACACAAGACAAAGACACCUUCAUAUGCUUUAAACACAGCAACACUACACUAAACACAGACGCAUACAUACAUAUACAAUGAUAAAUAUGCUCACAACACUGCAAAGAAAGCCAAAAAAAUAUAAUUGUUCUGUAAAUCACACACUUGCUGCUGUUGCUACAUAUUCCUUUCCUUUCUGAAAGCUGAACUAUGACCUGCAGUCCCCAACUCUUUUCAGGCGCACCCCUCCAACACGGAGAAGCACCGCUGCAAUUUCUCAACAGCCUACUGUGAACCAGGGAGGAGCCCUUUGUUAAUUUUAAAACAGGGCAGAAAACAAAAUGCAUUUUUUUUUAUAAGAAAAAAAAUAACAUGCAAUUUAUGAGAAAAAAAUAAGAACUAAUACGUGGAAUCUUGUACAAAAAAAAAGGACUCAAACAUGAAGAAAGGAGCAUUAAUGGGACAUUGAAUGAGAUUUUCAGUGCUUGUAGCCGUGUGUUGUUUUAUUCAACAAAAUGAUUUCCCUCCUCACACUGUCGCUGGAGCAUAUUUGGCAAAACAGGAACUGGAUGGUAAUGAUUGUUUUUUCCAGAGACAUAAACUCUUCACUUCAAGUGUCAAUGGAGCACUUCAGCAGCAAACCUGACUUUAAAAAAGAAAAAAAGCCUGGGGAUUAUGCAUAAACGAGUUUUUGCUUCCAACCUAAUCAGAGGAGGCUGCCCCAAGCCACUCCCCUUUUAAGGACUUUUGAACUUUGACCCCUGGAGUGAUACCUGGCGAUGAUGAAAGCCUGUAUGCAAAACUGGGGGAUUGCUAUGCCAACGACCACGUCCUUUUUUUUGGGUAACUGUUAUCUUGGGACUCAUUACUUCUAGGACAUUCUGAGGAGGAUCUAAACAGCUGUAUCUCCCUAAUCCCUCUGUAAAUACACACACACACACACACACACACACACACACACACACACACACCUUUAAACCACACACGGUCUGCACCACCUGUCAUGCCAAAGAACAUGAAUUGGUUGCCAACAGCAGAGAAAGCCAUGACAACUAUCAGCAGUUAUCUAUCAUGUAGGCUUACAGCAUUGGGAGCAAGUUUAGAUUUAAUAUGCAUAUUAAAAUUGGAUUUAGGGGGGAGAAGAAUCUAGGUGUUGUGUUUGACUACAUAAUCAAAACUGAGAUUUUGUAAGUUAAUUGUGCAUUGAUGUCACCAAAAAACUCGCAAUAGCAAGUAUGUUAAGAGAUGCAUCAUUUGACACUUAGUGUGUGUUUGCACUGACAAUCUAUGGUUUAUAUCUUUACGGAGGAUUAUGACUGAAAGCAAAGUAGUUUAAAAAAAAGAGUGCUUUAAAUGUAGGCAAACAUUGAACAGUCCAUGCAAUUACUCUCCCUCUGCAAAAUGAUCAUUGUAACUGUUAAGGUGAUUUUGUGAAUCGUGAUGUUGCUUUAGUUUUAUUAUUCUCUCAAUCACUUGAGGGAAUAAUGUGCUUUGAAAAAAGAAAAUGAGGUGGUUUGGAGGUAACUGAACAAAAAGUACAUACCUGUUUUCGGAGCAUUGCUAAUGUCAAGCCAAAUGUUGCUCCUCAGUGUGCUGCUUUCACAAACUUUGAGGAUUUAGGGGGGAGAAGUUCACGCUAUUUUUUUUGUCCUUCUCUAUUUCUCCUUCCUCAGUUCAUGAUGAUGAUGUUGUUGUUUUUUUAUAUCUUUUUAAUUGUGCCUUGUUUCUUCAAUGCAGUCACGUCACUUCAAUGCAGUCACCUUAUGUACUUAAUUCAAAUGUAGUAGAGUCGACUACAGGAGAAUCUCACACAAGCCUCUCAGUUAAACACAGUUAAACAAAGACUUUGCAAAAAUGACACUCCAAUAAACACUCACACACAGAUCCAGUGAUGGCAAUCUCCUCUGAUGCACAUUUUUGCAUUCAGCUUAUAGUCACAGAUACUUGAUGUCAUCGUGGAGGGAGGGGUCAUUUCCUGACCAUCUGUAAAUAACAUAGACUUUUGAUUGGUCAGUUCAGUGUUGGAUUAUUGUUUUCAUAUCCUUAAUAACUUAUGUGAGAAAAAAACACAGCACUGAGGUAGCUCUUUUUGAAUCCAAUUGAACUUGUCAAAGAAGUCGAUGCCAAACUCUUGAAACAUGAGAAGGGAUCUUUUAAGCUAAACCUUAACUGUCAACUAGUCGUCAGACCCUGAAGUGGGUUCAUAUGUAAUGCACACAUACACAUACCUGACUGACAGCUGGCUCAAUGAGACACACACACUCUGCCUGUUUAGGUUUUUGUAGGUCAGAGAUGGGAAAACCAGAGCUUUAAUAUCUGCCAUUACUGUGAGUGUGUGUUCAUAAGCUGACCCACUGGACCCUCGUCAUCAUUAGUGAACCAGUCCCGUGUUAUCUUCCUUCAUCACAGAUGCCUUUGUUGCAUGAAAAUCCUUUUUUUUAAUGUGUUGUUUGUUGUUGGUGAUGGUGAUAGUGUUGAUGAUGCUGUUGUACUUUUUAAUUUGUGAAAGCCAAAGGUUAAUUUUGAAUAGCGUGCAAAGAUAUUGAUUUUUACUUUCUGUUUUUCAGUUUUUUAGUACUUUAAGUUUUUAGGGAAACAUUUGUGUUUACACCUGUAUCUGAAAAUAUAGAUUGCAUAUAUAAAUACAUAUAUCAUU
Molecule: messenger RNA, 8828 nt
Organism: Gymnodraco acuticeps
Lineage: Eukaryota; Metazoa; Chordata; Actinopteri; Perciformes; Bathydraconidae
Gene: shc1
Product: SHC (Src homology 2 domain containing) transforming protein 1
Exons: 12
Coding region: 4347-6137 (596 amino acids)
Biological process (GO): intracellular signal transduction; cell surface receptor protein tyrosine kinase signaling pathway
Cellular component (GO): plasma membrane
Molecular function (GO): receptor tyrosine kinase binding
Source: RefSeq, a predicted model, not a curated record